Molecule: messenger RNA, 1136 nt
Organism: Aethina tumida (small hive beetle)
Lineage: Eukaryota; Metazoa; Arthropoda; Insecta; Coleoptera; Nitidulidae
Product: leucine-rich repeat-containing G-protein coupled receptor 4-like
Exons: 1
Coding region: 1-1095 (364 amino acids)
Cellular component (GO): plasma membrane
Molecular function (GO): protein binding
Source: RefSeq, a predicted model, not a curated record
AUGUUACAGCGCAUCGUGUUGUUAGUAUCAUUGUUCAGUGCACUCUUCGAUUUAAUCGUCACCGCACAAAGGUGCGAAUAUUUGAGAAACAUUACAGUUACGGUUUUCCAAGAAAAUGGGGACCCCUACAAUCAGACCAUCAACGGAUGCAUUGAGGACGUCGUUUUCAGUGACGAAAAGAACGUAGUCACGGCCAUAACCAUUUCCAAUCAAAAUAUCACACACCUUGGAGAAUAUUCUGUGAGGAAUAUGGCGUACAUAAAUGAAAUUAUAAUAGAGAAUUGCGUGCUGCAGAGCAUUGAGGCUGGGGCGUUCAGUAAUUUGCCCAAACUCAGCAAAAUCACGUUGGGUUUCAGCGAAUUGAAAGAUGUGGCUAUCGACGUGUUUAAUGUCCUGGAGAAUUUGCAGGAGAUUAGGAUACAUAACACCGACUUGGACACAAUAGACAAGGAAAGUUUUGCUAACAUGCCGCUCUUGAGGAAGUUCUCCAGCGAUAUCAAUAAAUUGGAAUACUACGACAAGGACUGGUUCACCAACAGUGUCAAUUUGGAGAUACUGGACUUUCAAUUCAACAAAAUUAACUCGUUACCAGAGAAGGCGUUUUAUAAUUUGAAAAAAUUGAGGAAGGUCAACUUCAACAACAACGAAAUAUCAUACAUCGAACCGAACGCCUUUGAAGGACUGGACAAUCUGGAUACGUUAUAUUUAAACUACAACAGGCUAAAAAUAAUAAACGACGACAUUGUGCCAGACAAAUUAAAAAUCGCUUCUUUAUACAUUAACGCAAAUUACCUAAACUAUCUGUCAAAUGCACUACUUAAGAAGGUAAGUGUGAAACAAAUUUCCUUGGACUACAAUCCUUGGAAAUGUCCUUGCCUCGAUCGCAUUAAUUAUUGGUUAAACGAAAUAAACGGCACCACCAUAGGAACACACAACUGUACCGGAUACACACCAAUGUGUCUUUAUUCGAAGAACUUUACAAAUACAUGUUUGGAUACGAUCGAUGAAGAUCUGACUACGGAAUAUAUUCAUAAAUUAAGGAACGCCACUAAAUUCAAAACUGACCUCAACCCGUACUGUGCUAGAUUAGACUAGAUUUGUGUCUGUUUGUAUAUAUUUAUUUAAUAAAUUAUUUU